Messenger RNA from Dentiscutata erythropus, 537 nucleotides. NCBI's taxonomy places the organism in Eukaryota, Fungi, Glomeromycota, Glomeromycetes, Diversisporales, Gigasporaceae. The record is from the annotation of a GenBank genome assembly.
AUGACAAAUCACUCUUCAAAAUCACUAAAAAAAUUCAUAGAUUUUUUUCAUUAUAGAGCAAUAAAUAGCUUAACCGCAAAUGAUUUUAUCAUUGGUGGAAAAAAUAUCAUCUGCGAAAUUGAUGAGAGUAAAUUUAAAAAAUACGAAGAUUUUUGGAUUGUUGGAGGUGUUGAACGUACCGAAAAGAAAAAAUGCUUUUUUGUACUCACAGAUAAUCGUGAAGCAAUGACCUUAAAACGUAUUAUAAAACAACAUGUCAAAGAACGUUCUAUAAUACAUACAGAUAAAUGGCACGGAUAUUCACAUCUUGAAUCGUUAAACAUGAAACAUCGUAGAGUAAACCACUCCAAAAAUAGAAUAGAAAAAGGAACCGGUGUACACACAAACAAUAUCGAAGGAUUAUGGAACGGAGUAAAAUUAAAUAUUAAAUCUCGAAAUCGUAACCGAAAUCUCAUUGAAAAACACUUGAAAGAAUUUAUAUGGCGCAGAAAACAUAGAGACAACUUAUUUAACGUGUUUAUCAAUUGUUUAAUCUAG